AUGAAACUAUUAUUUUUUCAUGAUCCAACAGUUCAAAAUCAAACAAUAUCAUGUUCUCUAAUUUGUUCACAAGAUGUCUUCGAUAUCGAAACAGUAGAAGAACUAUCAAAACAAUUUCUACAUCUUCUUUCACAAUUAUUUGUUAAACAUUCAUCAUCAACAAAAACAACAUCUUUUGAUUUAGUUAAUCAACCAAUAUCGAAAUUAUCUUUUUGUCUACAAAAUGAACCUAAAGAAAUACAACAAACAAUCUUUCAUCGAUUACCGAAUAUUAAGAAUGAAGGACCAGCUUCUUAUGCACAAUCUCGUAUUUGGUUUGAUGAACGAAUUCGAUUCGAUCGAGAUAAAUCACAAGUUGCAAUUAAUAAUAUGCCUUUUCUCUAUCGUCUUCAUUCACAACAUACAUUAUCAACUACACAACUUCAUCAUGCACUUUAA
Messenger RNA from Adineta steineri, 438 nucleotides. The record is from the annotation of a GenBank genome assembly. Lineage: Eukaryota; Metazoa; Rotifera; Eurotatoria; Adinetida; Adinetidae.